Camelina sativa (false flax) is the source of this 823-nucleotide messenger RNA. RefSeq lists its product as uncharacterized. Lineage: Eukaryota; Viridiplantae; Streptophyta; Magnoliopsida; Brassicales; Brassicaceae. The record is from RefSeq and is a predicted model, not a curated record.
AACCGCACACACACACAAAAUAUCCAUUUCUAACGCAGAGACAAAAAGUUUCAUCGAUACAAAUUUAUUCAACAAGAAGAAAAAAUAUCGCUGACAUGGCAAAGAACAAAGACGGUUCGCUACUAGACCGGUUGAGGCAAGCCGUGAAUAAAGUAAAGUUCGUGUUAAGUUUCAAGAUAAACAGCUUAUGGAGUCUCGUACCGAUGCUAGGUUCGUCCUCUUCUUCCUCGUCUCUCCGGUUAAGUUUCAACGAGAGACCCGGUUUAGCAGCGGCUUAUACAGAGAGUGAACCGGGCUCUUCAAGAGGAGCGUUGUAUAGAACCGGGAGUUACGAUCCAUCCUCGGACGAAGACAUAGACAGCAAAGCUGAGCUGUUCAUAGCUAAUUUCUACAAGCAGCUUAAGAUUGAAAGACAAAUCUCUUUGGAACUUAAAUAUUGUUUGGGUAAUAAUCAGAGUUUCAACUACAGGUCGCCUUAAUUUUCUUUUCUUUUUUCCAUUCAUUCGUUCAUAUUUGUUGUAAUAAUAAAUAAGAUCCUAUAAACUUCAUUGGGUCUGGGGAGGCCUGCUAUAAUCUUUUUAUAGUGGUAGGCUUAUCCCAUUGUUAUCAGUGAGUCACAUUUGUUCAUUUACAUUUUAUAAUUUAUCAAUGUAAUGAUCUCAUGAGAGGGAAAAAUGUGAUAAUAUGUAAUGUCAUUUUAUCGGUUCGUCGUUUGAGUGUUGAAAGGUUUUGUUGCUUGCAAAGCUUUUGUUUCAUACGUUCCAUCGAACUUAUAUGGUCUUGUUUUCAAUCAUUAUGAGCAUAAUAAAGUUUCUUGCGAUCA